AUGGCCACCAUGGACAAGGUUUUCGCCGGCUAUGCCGAGCGACAGGCCGUUCUCGAGGCUAGCAAGAACCCACUCGCCAAGGGAGUCGCUUGGAUCCAGGGUGAGCUCGUGCCCUUGCACGAAGCCCGAAUUCCUCUGCUCGACCAGGGUUUUAUGCACAGCGAUCUGACAUACGAUGUGCCCUCCGUCUGGGAUGGUCGCUUCUUCCGUCUUGAGGAUCAUCUCAACCGCCUCGAGGCCAGCUGUAAGAAGAUGCGCCUCAGGAUGCCUCUCCCCCGAGAGGAGGUCAUCAAGACCUUGGUCGACAUGGUUGCCAAGAGUGGCAUCCGGGAUGCCUUUGUCGAGUUGAUUGUCACUCGAGGCCUGACUGGCGUUCGAGGAGCCAAGCCUGAGGAGCUCCUGAACAACAACCUUUACAUGUUCAUCCAACCAUAUGUGUGGGUUAUGGACCCUGAGGUUCAAUACACUGGUGGCCGUGCUAUUGUUGCCCGAACCGUCCGCCGUGUCCCUCCUGGCUCCAUCGAUCCUACCAUCAAGAACCUUCAGUGGGGUGACUUGGUCCGUGGCCUGUUCGAGGCAAACGACCGAGGAGCUACCUAUCCCUUCCUUACUGAUGGUGAUGCCAACCUUACUGAGGGCUCGGGUUUCAACAUUGUUCUUAUCAAGGAUGGUAUUCUGUAUACUCCCGACCGUGGAGUUCUUCAGGGUAUCACCCGAAAGAGCGUGAUUGACGCUGCGCGAUCGUGUGGCUACGAGAUCCGGGUUGAGCACGUUCCCAUCGAGGCGACCUAUCAGGCCGACGAGAUCUUGAUGUGCACAACUGCCGGAGGCAUCAUGCCUAUUACUACUCUCGACGACAAGCCUGUCAAGGAUGGAAAAGUCGGCCCCAUCACCAAGGCUAUCUGGGACCGAUACUGGGCUAUGCACUGGGAGGAUGAGUUUAGCUUCAAGAUCAACUAUUAG
Molecule: messenger RNA, 963 nt
Organism: Fusarium keratoplasticum
Lineage: Eukaryota; Fungi; Ascomycota; Sordariomycetes; Hypocreales; Nectriaceae
Exons: 1
Coding region: 1-963 (320 amino acids)
Biological process (GO): carboxylic acid metabolic process
Molecular function (GO): catalytic activity
Source: RefSeq, a predicted model, not a curated record